Molecule: messenger RNA, 1170 nt
Organism: Diaporthe amygdali
Lineage: Eukaryota; Fungi; Ascomycota; Sordariomycetes; Diaporthales; Diaporthaceae
Exons: 5
Coding region: 1-1170 (389 amino acids)
Biological process (GO): transmembrane transport
Cellular component (GO): fungal-type vacuole membrane
Molecular function (GO): transmembrane transporter activity
Source: RefSeq, a predicted model, not a curated record
AUGCGUGUCCCAAGGCAUCAGGGGUCACCUCCUCCUGUCCAAGAUAUGCAAACAUUCGAGGACGACGAGACCUACUCCGAAACAUACCCCGAGGGUGGUAGAGAUGCAUGGCUCGUUGUGGCUGGCGCUUGGUUCGCCAUGAUCCCUUCCAUGGGUGUUCUCAAUACCUUGGCUGUCCUCCAAGCGUGGGUGUCGGAGCAUGAGCUGGACGGACUGCCUGAAUCCACCAUUGGAUGGGUCUUCAGUUCUUACGCUUUCUUUCUAUACUUUUGCGGUGCCCAAGUCGGCCCUAUCUUUGACGCUCACGACAUCCGAUUCCUCAUCAUACCGGGAAGUAUCGGGAUUGUGGCAGCUAUUUUGUUGAUGAGCGUGUGCAAAGAAUACUACCAAUUUCUGCUCACCUUUGGAGUACUCGGAGGUGCUUCAGCGUCCUUGCUCUUCAAUCCCAGCAUCGCCGCUGUAGGCCACUGGUUCUCCAAGCGACGCGCAUUGGCAACAGGGGUAGCAUGCACCGCCGGAGGCGUCGGCGGCGUCGUCUUCCCUCUCAUUAUCGUGUACAUGGCCCCACGCGUUGGAUUCCCCUGGGCGAUCAGGACGGUCGGAUUCAUCUGCGCAGCUGCGUCCGUAGGUGCGUGCCUGCUUUUGAAAAAGCGGCUGCCGCCCAACAAGAAGAGCGGCGCCGCUAUUGACUUAAAGGCGCUGGGCGACCCCAAAUUCGGUGCGACCGCCCUGGCUGUCUUCCUGAUCGAGUUCGCUGUCUUCAUUCCCUACACGUAUAUCUGCUCCUACGCCAUCCACGAGGGUCUCGGCUUGCAGCAGUCGCUGCUGCUCAAUGCCAUCGUCAACGCAGGCGCUAUUCCAGGGCGUGCCUUGCCGGGCUAUGUCGCGGACCGCUUUGGGCCCAUGAACGUCAUGUGCGUCACGGCGCUGGUGUGUGCGGCGUUCAUCUUUGCACUGUGGCUGACGGCGGUUGGAAGUGCGGGCGCGACCAUCGCUUUCGCUGUCCUUUUUGGCUUCUGGUCUGGCGCUGCCAUUAGCCUGACGCCCGUCUGCGUGGGUCAGGCUUGCAGGACCGAGGACUAUGAUAUCGUCGACUACCAUUCCAUCAAACUAGACUUCUGCAUUGAUUUUGAGUUCUACUUAUCGGCUGGUGGUCUUCGUGCGCCUUAA